Messenger RNA from Theobroma umbraticum, 1896 nucleotides. RefSeq names its product transmembrane E3 ubiquitin-protein ligase FLY1. Gene Ontology annotation, biological process: proteasome-mediated ubiquitin-dependent protein catabolic process. The record is from RefSeq and is a predicted model, not a curated record. Gene Ontology annotation, cellular component: endomembrane system. Lineage: Eukaryota; Viridiplantae; Streptophyta; Magnoliopsida; Malvales; Malvaceae. Gene Ontology annotation, molecular function: ubiquitin protein ligase activity; zinc ion binding.
GGGUGCUAAGAUUUUGGAAGAAUUCAUGUUGCAGUUUUUGGAUGCUAUAAAUUUCUUUGUAUUUUUAAUGUUUCUUGCAGUGGCUAUUUGUUAGAAAAGAUGAAAGUGAACUGGGUCCUUUUCAUGCAUGGAAUAUAACUGGAACUUACCGAGGGACUUGGAAAUUUUUGGAGUCUACAAAUAGCUCUUCCAAAUUUCCUGAUUUCCGGAAAUUGGCUGGAGAUUCAGUUAUUGAAUUAGUUAGCACACCAACAAAAAUAACUGGUGUACAUUAUAUUCAGGGUGUAAUUAUUUUCCAUGAUGUGUUUGAUAAUGAACACAAUGUUGGUGGUGCUCAAAUAAGAGUAGAGGGUGUAUAUAUAUGGCCUUUCAGACAGCUUCGAAUGGUAGCUAACAGUGGAAAGGAGGGAGAAUUGAGCCAGGAAGAAGAUUAUAUUUUGUCCAAUCCAUAUCAUUUGCUUGGAGUUUUCUCAUCACAAGUGUUCCAAGAAUCUCCACGAGACAAAAUAUGGAGAAGAAAAAAUUCACCAGUUUAUGAGAUGGAGAAACAUUGCAAUAUAGAAAUUGCAGCCCAGAUUUCGCGCAUCUCAUCCACCCAAAAUGAUGGAGAUCGUGAUCGUUAUCACAUUGAAGGACUGAUGGAGAGUCCUGCAGUGGAUGAUGAUGGAGAUUGUUUCUCACCUUUAUUGUUAAAUGCCACUUCUGUCAACAUUGAAGUCUAUUACAACAAAGCAGUCAACUACACCUUAAUGGUCACCUUUGUCUCUUUCAUUCAAGUCCUUUUGUUAAUUCGACAAAUGGAACACAGCAACACUCAAUCAGGAGCUGCAAAAGUUUCAAUUUUGAUGAUUGGCCAACAGGCUAUCAUGGAUGCUUAUCUUUGCCUCUUACAUCUCACUGCAGGAAUACUGGUUGAAUCCUUAUUUAAUGCUUUUGCUACGGCGGCAUUCUUCAAGUUUGUAGUCUUCUCCAUUUUUGAGAUGAGGUACCUUCUCGCAAUAUGGAAGGCAAGUAGACCUAUGAACAAUAGUGAAGGUUGGGAGACAAUGAGGCGUGAGCUAUCAGUUCUGUACAGCCGAUUCUAUGGGAUCCUAUUAGGAGGCAUUUUGGUCAUGUACGAGUUUCAUAACUUUUUGCGGCCAAUACUUCUUCUUUUGUACUCCUUCUGGAUACCCCAAAUCAUCACCAAUGUUAUUCGUGAUUCAAGAAAACCUUUGCAUCCUCAUUACAUCUUAGGGAUGACUAUUACUCGACUAGCAAUCCCGUUAUACAUAUUUGGAUGCCCUCACAACUUUAUGAGAAUCGAGCCUGACAAGGGCUGGUGUAUCUGUUUGGGUGUAUUCAUUGGACUGCAAGCAUCUCUUCUUCUUCUUCAGCACUAUCUUGGAUCUCGAUGGUUUAUUCCUCGUCAGAUCCUACCUGAGAAAUAUAGCUACUAUAGAAGAUUUGAUCCAGAUACAAAUCAUGCUACAGACUGUGUCAUUUGUAUGACUGCCAUUGAUCUCACACAGCGUUCAAGUGAUUGCAUGGUAACACCAUGCGAUCAUUUUUUUCAUUCGGGUUGUUUGCAAAGGUGGAUGGACAUAAAGAUGGAAUGCCCGACUUGCCGGCGUUCGCUACCACCAGCUUAAAGAAAAUUUUCCACUGUCUAUAUAACAUAGGAUCCAUUGAUGAGCCCAACUUAUUCAUUUUGGUGGGAGAAAGAUUUCAGAACCCACUUUUUGCCUGGGUCCAUGUUUAGGAGAUGACUGAGAUACGGCACAAGCAAUUUAAAACUUGUUACUACUGACACUGCAACAAUUUGUAGGCAACAUUCUUGUAUUCAUUGUAUAAUUGUAUAAAUUUGAUACUCUUAGAUAUUUCAUACCAAGUACAAAUUGCCUCACCGAACAAAAA